AUGACCCCGUCCGUCCGUCCGUCUGUCCCUCGCUCCUCGCUGUUUCAGACAUGUGUCUCCUGCAGCCGCCCGGAGGUGGAGCAGAGUUAUUUCGGGGCGUUGGUGUUGGAGUUACAUUCCUGUCUGAUGACGGCGUUCAGCUGCAGCUCAGCCAGAGUCUGGAUCUGCAGGAAACCACAGAGACACGCCGGUCCUGAAACACGCUGUCCCGACACGGCCGAGACAUUUCCUCUGAGGGUUCUCCAGAACCCGUCCGAACAUGAACUCCUGAUGUUUUCUAAAUCACAUCCUGACAGGAACUCCGAGUUCAGAUCUGAGUCUCUGACAGAAACAGAAACAGGUUUUCUUGAACAUGCUGGUCCAGAAACGUGUCAAAGGUCUGAGCGUCCUCACACCGGGUCAAAGACAAACACCUCAGACCCCCCACCACCCUCUGCAUCACUUCCUGGUUAUCUCAGACCGGACUCUUCCUCCAGAAUUCAAACAAUGCAGAGGAGACAGGAGGAUCCCAGCAGCAGGUCUGUCCUUACAUGGACACGGUCAGGGGACAACAGAGACAUGUGA
This is a messenger RNA of Xyrichtys novacula (pearly razorfish), 564 nucleotides long. NCBI's taxonomy places the organism in Eukaryota, Metazoa, Chordata, Actinopteri, Labriformes, Labridae. The record is from the annotation of a GenBank genome assembly.